Messenger RNA from Dromaius novaehollandiae (emu), 5009 nucleotides. It is a transcript of the gene RIMKLB, whose product is annotated as ribosomal modification protein rimK like family member B. Gene Ontology annotation, molecular function: metal ion binding; ATP binding; N-acetyl-L-aspartate-L-glutamate ligase activity. The record is from RefSeq and is a predicted model, not a curated record. Gene Ontology annotation, cellular component: cytoplasm. The coding region runs from base 1609 to 2838 and encodes 409 amino acids. Gene Ontology annotation, biological process: protein modification process. NCBI's taxonomy places the organism in Eukaryota, Metazoa, Chordata, Aves, Casuariiformes, Dromaiidae. The transcript is spliced from 7 exons.
UUUCCUCAGCCACGGGGGCCCUUUUUGUGUCCACCCCUCCCCCUCCCAGGCUUGAAGGCUUCGGGUGGCGAUGCUCUGCCCUCGCCCAGUGCUUUCCGCUGUUGUAUUGCGCUCUGUUCGUCGUGGUGGUGUUUGUAUGUAUUCGGGAAUAUCGUUUAUUUACGUCCCGCCUUGGUAUCUGUGCUUCACACGCAUCCGUGGGUGUAAACAGCCGCUGGAACGCAACGAAAAACCGCUCCCGUGCGCGAGUGUAAAAAUCUGCGUUUGCUGGAAGCAGUUUUUUUCACGUGAUUGCGGUGUGUGUGUGUGUGUGUGUGUGUGUGUGUGUGUGUGUGUGUGUCUGUCUGUCUGUCUGUCUGUCUGUCUAUGGUUGGGUCUUUUAACGAAAUCGUUACAACCAGGUUUCUUUCCUCCUAUUGUUUUCUAAUGUUUGAAGAGGUAAUUGCCUAUUGCUGACUUAACUUGCUAGGAUCUACCAUGAACUGCGUUUUCAAAGUGAGCGAGUGUUAAUCUUUAUUCAUUUACACAAGCACCUUCUAGACAUGUUAUUUUUGUUUUUCGUCUUUAUUUAAAAAGGACUCUUUCUUUGGCGAAUUGGGGUUUCAUUCAUAUGAAUAUGCUUCUUACCUGAAUCAUACUUUUCUUCAGUCUCCUCACAUGAAUUCUAAAUGUUAUUCUGGAAGAGGUGUUUAAAGAAGCACACAAAUAUGAAUACAGUUUUCUUUGGUUUUAAAACCUAAUUUCUUUUGUUCACUUGUAGUUACAGGCUUAUCUUUCCUUUGAACACACAUUUAUCCAUAAAUAAACAUACUACUUAACUGUCUAGUUUCUCCCUUAAAAAUGCAUUUCUAUUGUAGUAAAUUUCUAUAAAUUAUUUAAAGUCACACUGUUCCCCUAACUGUUCAUCUGCUCCUUUUCUUCUGGUUUUGCUUAUUGUCUUGUCUGUUACCUUUUUUUUUUUUCCUGUCGAAAUGUAAUUUAUUAGGUAUCUUUACGUGUUUAUGUCUAAUAUGGAUUUUUCUCUCUUUCUCCAUAGGUGUUGGUGACUUCAGACUCAUAUAGGGGUUUAGCUCUCAGGAAUUAGAGACACGAGAGGCUUACUGGUUUGACUCCAUUUUACACUAAAAAGUACAGCUUUACACUAGGAUUUUUUUGCCUCUUUUCCAUCCUUCCUCUCCAGCAGGGGAGGACGAUUUGAGAGUUACAUUAGCACUCAUCUACUCCCCCUUUCCUCUUUUCCACCCUUAGGAAUCUGCCUUGGUCCCUGAGGCAUUAGCUAGACAUUGCCCAUAUAGUACCAGGAGAACGUUGUUCCAAUCACCCCUUACUUGCUUUGGGAGCUUCGGUAGUACAUUUCUAUCCUUUGGAUUGCAGUGCAGGGAGGUGUCCAGAAGACUUCACUGCCACCCUCUUUGGGUAGUAGGGGAUCUAGGAAAAGGGGUACAUAACAAGACACGUGACCUCGCUGAGGGAGGCAGAAUUGAAGCAGCACUUGGCACACUAAAAGAAGCACCUGUCUUUGGUAUCUUUUUAUCUUCCAGUCCUUCCUCACCAAAUUUCUGAAGUUCCACUGAAGGGAAACGUUGAAGGUUGCAAGACAAGUCCAAGAUGUGCAGUUCAGUUGCUCCCAGGCUGUGGUUCUUAACAGACCGUCGCAUCAGAGAAGAUUACCCUCAGCAGGAGAUCAUGAGAGCACUGAAGGCCAAAUGCUGUGAAGAGGAUCUAGAUUUUCGGGCCUUGGUGAUGGAUGAAGUGGUACUGACCGUUGAGGAUGGAAAUCUUGUAUUCUCAGGAUCAUUCUGGCCUAAGACUGGUUCUUUGUGCACUACCUCUUACAUUCUUUGGACUAAAGGUCUCCGGGUGAACGGGGAGCUCAUUACUGCUUAUCCACAAGUGGUGGUUGUGCGUGUGCCAACGCCUUGGGUCCAGAGUGACAGCGAUAUCACAGUCCUUCGCCAUCUAGAGAAGAUGGGCUGUCGAUUGAUGAAUCGUCCUCAAGCCAUCCUCAACUGUGUCAACAAGUUCUGGACUUUCCAAGAACUUGCUGGUCAUGGCGUGCCUCUUCCAGACACCUUUUCAUAUGGUGGUCAUGAGAAUUUUGCCAAAAUGAUUGAUGAGGCGGAAGUGCUGGAGUUUCCUAUGGUGGUGAAGAACACACGGGGUCACCGAGGCAAAGCUGUGUUCCUGGCACGAGACAAGCACCAUUUGGCAGACCUGAGCCAUUUGAUCCGUCACGACGCCCCUUACUUAUUUCAAAAAUACGUUAAAGAGUCCCAUGGCAAGGAUGUACGUGUUAUCGUAGUAGGAGGCCGUGUGGUGGGCACCAUGCUCCGCUGCUCAACAGAUGGGAGGAUGCAGAGUAACUGCUCACUUGGUGGUGUAGGUAUGAUGUGCUCACUGAGUGAACAAGGCAAGCAAUUGGCAGUCCAGGUGUCAAACAUCUUGGGGAUGGACGUGUGCGGCAUUGACCUACUGAUGAAGGACGACGGUUCAUUCUACGUCUGCGAGGCCAAUGCAAAUGUAGGUUUCAUUGCCUUUGACAAGGCUUGUAAUCUAGAUGUAGCUGGUAUCAUAGCAGACUAUGCCGCUUCUCUACUUACCCCCGGUCGCUUGACGCGGCGCAUGUCCUUGCUCUCUGUGGUGUCCACGGCAAGCGAGACUAGCGAGCCAGAGCUGGGCCCUCCAGCUAGUGCCGCUGUCGACAAUAUGAGUGCUAGCUCCAGCUCUGUCGACAGCGACCCUGAGACCACGGAGAGAGAGUUGCUCACCAAGCUCCCGGGGGCUCUAUUCAACAUGAACCAGCUAUUAGCCAAUGAGAUCAAACUUCUUGUGGAGUGAUGCCACAUGUAAAUACAUAACCAACAACACUCUCUCUUGUAAAUCUUUUUUUUUUUUUUUUUAACCAAGUUGCAAUGCUGUUUAUCAGAGAAGCUCAGAGAAAUGAGGAAGGGGGGAUUCAAUCAAGGAAGCAAGAUUAAAAGGCAUGUAUUCUGUGAUUGCCCCCUACUUUUUCAUCUUGCAUAAAAUUGUUUUAAUUCUUCAGCAUCAAUUUUUUAUUGAAGAUGCUCAGUUCACAGCCUGAAUGGGAAUUUUAUUUGGAUGCUGCUUUGGUCCCCAAAUGUAUUGCCGUGCAUGUGCAUUCACAGGAAAGCACUGAAGUAUGAUUCACACUUUAGAUUUUUAGAAAGCUGUCUGGCAGCUCUCUAGAAAAUUCUGUGAAUUAACGCACCAGUUAAGCCUCUUCUGUCUCUUAAGGCUUGAUCCUGUAAGUUGCUGAGUGCCUGUAAUUUCAAUGGGAGUUGAAAGUGUUUAAUACCAGAUAUUUCAAAGUUCCUGGACACCUACUGUUCUCACUCUAGUAAGUGGGAGGUGUAAGUUCAGCAUCCUCUUAAGGUCAUCCCUUUUUGACUUUGUGGGAUAUGGCCCUUUAAAUGAUGAGGCAGAGAGAAGUGUCAGCUCACUCAGCUUCAGCUUUCAGUACGGUUUGUAACUUCUGCAAUCUUGGUAUCAACUGGCAGCUUUGUGUCCAUAUUUUGUUUAUAAAGCUUUUGAAGGAGGAUGUUUAAUAUUUGUGUUUUUCUCAUUUCAAAUCCUGACUUUGGAAGUUAUGUAGGGGAAUUGGUCAUAUUUUAUUUGUGGUGGAAGUGGCACGUUUUGACUGUUUUUUGCAUGAUUGGAGGAGAUAAACAGCACUGUAAUUUUUGGUGUACAAAAUGUUUAAUCCAAUGUGAAAAAGAAUUACACUAGUUUAAAACAAACGUGCAUUGACUUGUAUUUGUUAGUGUUUUAGUCUUUUUGAGAGAGAUCUGCUAUGUUAAUGUUCCUUUUUUUUUUUUUUUAAUACAUGCUAGUCCAACACUCCUUUCUCUAUGCCUGCAUCUUUAACAGUGGCCAAAGUGAAAACACUGCAGACUAUUUGGUAACAAAACACUGACUUAAAGCCUGUACAUUUUUUUUGUUUGUUUUGUUUUUUUGCUUUUGGGAGGGAAAUGUGGUAGGGUGUGGAGGAGGGAAAAGUUGGUUGAAAGUGAUGAGACAUCUAGAGGUACUUUAGGAUAAAGCUACAGUUCAUGCAAUAUCAGUAUUGCUAGGCUUAUGUUUUCCCUACUGAAAAUAUUUAAAAGCUGAUGUUGGCAGAAAUCCAAAGAGUAUAUCCAGGGGAGGAAUACUCAAUUCUUAGCUUUGGGAAACAUGCAGCAUAUUAAAAAAUAAAAGAAAAACUCAGCCAGUAUAAAAAAAGAAUAUAUCUAUAACCUAGGUCCACAAGCAAUUAACAGAUUGAUUCUGGACCCUUAUGUGUGUGUGGUGUGUGUGCACACACAUUCAUGUGUGUUCUUGUGUGUGUGUUUGCUCUGCUUUAUUUCUUCUUAGGUUUUUGCUGUUUAGCUCCUAAUUUUUUUUCCAGCCUGCCUGAUUUUCAUCGGUCCUUCUGGCUGCACAUUUUUUCUUUCGCUUGAUCUGUUUUGGAAAACAGAGAACCAAAACAGAGAUACCAAGUCCAUUUUUAAGUUGCUAUCUUUCCCCUCCUCUUCCUCCUCAACCCUUCUCAUUCUUUUCCCAUAUUUUGGGUUCAUAAAGCCCUGGAACUAUAGAUAUAUAUAUAUAAAUAGAAGCCUCUUUUUUAAAAAACAAAAAUGUCUAUAGCUGAAAAAUAAUCUUGUGAAAAUAGGGUUUGUUUGAAGGGGGGUUGUCUGUAUGCAAUGCUGCUGUUGUCUGGAUACUUUAAUGGAGCAUGUCCCCUGUACCCUCUGAGGCACUGCCCACCUCUGUGGCCCCUCCUCACCUCUCUACUGCUCUGCUGUUUUACCUUCACUUGGACCUUAAACACAAUUCACGGACACUAUGCAGAGAGUCUUCAAGAGGCAAUAAACAGAACAGUAUUAACCUGCUUUCAUGGAGGUUUGAUCAUGCUUCUUUGUACAGUUUGGUUUUUUAUUUUAAAAGGAAUGUAAUAAAAUGACUUUUUUUGUAGAAUUAAAUAUUAUUAUUAAAAUCAAGUAAAAGGUUGA